UGCAGGCCGGUUUGUGCGCAGCUCCGCCAGCUGACGCAGCAGCAUCUAGCAACAGUUAGCGGUGGGGUCCAGUUAGUAGGAACUGGGUGUGAGUCACUACAAGCCUUCGGUGAUCAUUAUUAUUUCUGCUUACAAUGAAGAAAUUAAAAAGGCCCACGUCCUGACGUCCACAGUGUGGUCAAUGAACGUCUGUCGCGGCGAGGGUGACUGACAUGGACGCUAGUGACAUUAAGGAUGUGAAGCUUUCAGCCGAAGUGGAACCGUUCAUCCCACAGAAAAAAGGUCUUGAAGGAUCCCUGGUCAGCAUGAGUCUUUCUGGAGAGGCGGGUGGUGGAGGAGGAGGGAGCGGAGGUAUAGGAGGAGGUGGAGGGGUGGAAACCACACCCAUACCCAGCUACCUCAUCACCUGCUACCCUUUUGUCCAGGAGAACCAACCCAACAGGCAACAUCCUAUGUAUAACGGAGGGGAGCUGCGCUGGCAGCAGCCUAACCCCACGCCUGGUGGUCCAUACCUGGCAUACCCCAUCUUGUCUUCCCCCCAGCCUCCUGUCUCAAAUGAUUAUGCUUACUACCAGAUUAUGCCAGCCCCAUGCCCACCUGUGAUGGGCUUCUACCAGCCCUUCCCCGGCACCUAUACGGGUCCUGUGCAAGCUGGAGUGGUCAAUCCUGUCUCAGCCGAUGUCGGGGAAAGACCACUACCUCUGGGGCCAGCAUAUGGGAUGGCUAGUCAGAGGGGGAGAGGCAUGAUCCGGCCUAAUGUUCUCCCAAAGCAGCAACAGCUAGGUGUGUGCCAGCCUCCAAGGGGUCGCCGGCCUCCAACAAGGAAUGUAGCUGUGCAGAAGGAGGUGUGCACCUUGGGGCCUGAUGGUAGAACCAAGACAGUCAUGUUGGUGGAUGCAGCACAGCAGACUGAUUUCCCGGGUGAGGCAUCAGGACGUUGUGCUGCUGAACGGGCUAGUCCUCUGCUGUGGAAGAACCGAACAAAGAGAAGACGGGCAUCCCAUCCAGCUGAAACUUACAAUGAGCAGGGCGCCAGUGAGGCAGAUAUAGACAGUGACAGCGGCUACUGUAGCCCCAAACACAACCAGGCAGCUGGGGUAACACAGCGAACAGCAGAGAAUACAGCAGCACCCACGGGGGUAGAGGCUGGUGUAAUGACAGCAGGUACGUGGGUAAAUGUAGCCUCUCAGGCUACCCCGAAGUCCUGGGGGGACAGAAACGGCCAGUUUCACAGGGCAGACCAGAGGAAGAACCCUGAACAGAGAAACUUCUCACAGGAUUUCCACAGUGGAUAUCCAGGGCGUUUGCCGCCCAACCAGUCAGAACAAAGACUACAGCCAGCAGUGGUCACUGGCAGUGAGCUUGCUCCAGAGCCCCUUUUCUUUGAGGAUGAAGAUGAGUUUCCAGAUCUUCCUACUGGUGGGUCUGUCCAGCGCAGCACCAAAUCAGAAUCUGCUCCAGCUCAGACACACACUCAGCCUAAACUGCCUAAAAACCUGCUGGAUAACCUACCAGAAAAUUCCCCCAUCAACAUUGUGCAGACUCCCAUUCCCAUUACCACCUCUGUUCCUAAGAGGGCCAAGAGCCAGAGGAAGAAGGCUCUGGCUGCUGCCUUGGCCACGGCACAGGAGUACUCUGAAAUCAGCAUGGAACAGAAGAAAUUACAGGAGGCAUUCACCAAAGCAGCAGGGAAGAAGAGUAAAACAUCUGUUGAGCUGGACCUUGGUGAUAUGCUGGCAGCUUUGGAGAAACAUCAGCAGGCCAUGAAGGCCAGACAACUCACCAAUACCAAGCCACUGUCUUUUACAGUUGGAACAACCACUCCAUUCCACAGCUCAAGCUCGACCAAUGUGCCGUCCACGUUGAAGGGUCAUCAGCAGCCAUAUUCAGCCCCACAUAAUGCCCUGGAUUCCACUGCACCCCGUAUGAAGAGGGGGAAGGAGAGAGAGAUUCCUAAAGUCAAACGGCCUACAGCCCUUAAGAAGAUUAUCUUGAAGGAACGUGAAGGGAAGAAAGGGAAGGCGAGUGUGGACCAAGAGUCAACAGGCCAGGAGGAGCAUGGGGAUGAGUGUCUACAUUUUACUGAUGAUCUUACACGAGAGCCUGCCUCCCAAGAAGAAAAUGGUCUGAGUGUGCCCAGUGAUGCCUCCCUUUCCCCAGCCAGUCAGAACUCUCCAUAUAGCAUCACCCCAGUGUCCCAGGGUUCUCCUGCCAGCUCUGGCAUCGGGAGUCCCAUGGCUUCAAACGCCAUCACUAAGAUUCACAGUCGACGUUUCAGAGAGUACUGUAACCAAGUGCUGAGUAAGGAGAUCGACGAGAGUGUGACUCUGCUGUUACAGGAACUGGUUCGCUUCCAGGAGCGGGUCUACCAGAAGGAUCCCACCAAGGCCAAAUCCAAACGCCGCCUGGUCAUGGGUCUCAGAGAGGUCACCAAGCACAUGAAGUUGCAUAAGAUUAAGUGUGUCAUCAUCUCUCCCAACUGUGAGAAGAUCCAGGCCAAAGGUGGUUUGGAUGAAGCUUUGUACAAUGUAAUUGCCAUGGCAAGGGAGCAGGAGAUUCCUUUUGUGUUUGCGUUGGGCAGAAAAGCUCUUGGACGCUGCGUCAACAAACUUGUGCCUGUCAGUGUGGUAGGCAUUUUCAACUAUUCUGGAGCUGAGGGUCUCUUCAACCGUUUAGUGUCUCUGACAGAGGAGGCUAGGAAGGCCUACAAGGACAUGGUGUCAGCUCUGGAGCAGGAGCAGGCUGAGGAGGCUCUGAAAAACGACAAGAAAGUCCCACACCACAUGGGACAUUCCCGUAACCACUCUGCUGCUUCUGCUAUCUCCUUUUGCUCCAUCUUCUCUGAGCCCAUCUCAGAGGUCAAUGAAAAGGAGUACGAGACCAACUGGAGGAGUAUGGUGGAGGCUUCAGAUGCCUCAGAGCCUGUAGAGGCUGAGCCGAGUCGCCCUGCACCUUCCACAGUUACCCAGAGAGACAGUGAGGCACUGGCAGUCACCACCAACGGCGCCCAGCCUGGCUCCACUGCUCCACAGCCCAGAGCAGGGCCUUUGACACAGGGUCCCAGUGAGAGAGACGAAGUCCGAGCUGACGACCGGCUGGAGCUGGCCUCACAGCAGAGCACAGAGACCGGCUCAUUGGAUGGGAGCUGCAGGGGCCCUCUGAACUCCUCCAUCACUUCCACCACUUCCACCCUUGUCCCCGGGAUGUUGGAAGAGGCAGAGGAGGAGGACGAGGAGGAGGAGGACUACACUCCUGAACCUAUUUCUGUGGAGGUGCCCACCCUCAGCAGCCGCAUCGAAUCCUGGGUGUCAAAGACCCUGGAAAACCUGCAGCUGGGGAAGAGCCAGGAAAGUACAGAAGAGGAGGAGGAGGAGGAAGACGAUGAAGAAGAGAGAGGGCAGAGUGAGGACGAGGAGGACCUUGAUUCAGUGGACAUCACAGAGACGAGGCUAGAGGGCAAAGAGCAAGUGGAUGCUAAGAAGGUCACCGGCUGAAGUCGCUUCUCCUCCUCCCUCUUUUCUUCCAUACACUCAUUGGCUCUGUCCUGUGUUGCUCUCACAUCCCUCCUCACAGCAACCAGCAGCUUUUCUCCUUUGUCUCUAACCCCUGACACUAGACAUAAUCUCAGGUAUCAAACCAACUGACCAACACUCACACACAGCCCAUUAACGCAUUACAGAGAAACUGACCAACUUGCAAAUACACAAGGUUGCAGACCAAACAACAACUAACACUUUUUGAGGGAUAGUAAUUGACACCCAGAAUUGAGAAAAACACCCCUCUGCCCUCACUUCUUCAGCCCAUUACCUGCUACACUUGAAUACAGAGGGAAGUUGUUGAUUUUCCUCCUCUGAAACUGAACUCUUUUAGAGUCAGGGACUUUCCUGGGAGCAAGUGAUGAGGGCUAAAAAAUGUUGAACUGCUGUCUGUAGCUCACAGAGAAGGAAGGUUGGAACCUUUCAGCUCCUGUUUUACUUUAUUCGGAGCCCUGCAAGGUUUACAGCUCUGUGAGUAUUUGUGUGCUUGUGUGUGUGUUUACAGGCACAUACUGUAGUUUGCAUUUAUUUUGCUGUGUUCAUUAGCUUUAUUUUUGUAAAUAAUGUGUGCCCCCCCUCUCCCUCACUGCUCCGUGAGGGAAGAAGAGACACGCAUUUCUUAUUACUGCUUGGUUGGUAUUUAGCUUUCCUCACAGAAUAUUACAGUGCCAGGGGUUUCUGUCUUUCUACCAAAACCACUCCCACCCAUGAGUCUUCAGAGAGUGUUUUUUAAUGUUCAUAUGAUGUGUCCCAUUCUGUAUUCAGAUGAUUCAAAUGACUUAACUUCUAAGAAGCAAAACAAGCUUUGUGUAUAUAACCUCAUCUAGGUGGUUCUACUACAGUAUGUAAUUAUUUGUCAUAUUGAUUUGCUAAGUGUGAAACUAUUUGGGGUUGUUUUUCCUCUGACUGGAAUUGUAUUCAGUUCCCAGAUGCUGUCUGUGCUUCAUAAAAAAAAAAGCUCCUGUUCUCUCUGGUGGUGUUUGUUCUCUGGUUGGUGAUGUGUGUGUGUGUGAAGGGAGGGGAGGGGGGGGGGGGGGGGGGGGUGCUCUCAAGCUGUCUCUUACCAAGGCUCGGCUGGUAAUGGCCUAAGACAUUUUUAGAAGUCUGUUAAUGAGAUUUAUCACCAACACUGAGAAUCUUUUUCAGUUCUUCUAUCCAGAAAGAAAUUUUGCAAGUGUUUUCUGUUAAUAUGCAGUGAGACACAUACCUAGCAGCAAAGUAGUUAAGUUUCUCACUGGAGUAGUUUACAGGAUUAUGAAAGAACAGGGAAACUAGAAAGGUGUUGUACGUUGGAGUUGUUACCAGUAUUGACUCUUUUUCCUUUUGAUAAAUGCCACUUUAAUUAAGCAAUUGAUCAAGCAGGUGUUCACUGGUAUUCAUGAAGUUUAAAAGUGCCCAUGCUGAUAGAAAAAAAAUUCUAUAGACCAACCACCAGUCUAAAGUCAGUUCACCACAGCUGAGAAGCUCCCUCCUCAGGGCAGAGUCACCACUGUCAGUCAAACAAGUCAUCACAAAGUCAUGCACAUACUAAUGAUAAACCCUUGUAAAUACAAGUGUAAAAAAGAGAUUUUGAUUUUGCAUUAUAUUAAAAAAAAAAAUACAAUCAUCCUGUUCUUAAAGCCAUUUGAUGGUUUUAACAUUUUAACAGUUGGAAUCCAAUUUGAUAAUGGUAUUUGAUAGUGAAUCAUAGUGAGAUUUCAGCCUGUCUAUGAUGAUGCGGUGUGUAAAUGCAGUAUGUCGGGCUGUAUGCAAUGUGAAGCCCUGAGAUGGGAGACGGCGGUGUACUGAAUAUCAUACUUACGAAAGUAUUUCUGGUUUGAUAAAAGGUACGCUGUGUGUAGGCUUUUUGUUGCUCUGACUUCCAUCAAAGUGUUUGAAGUAUGUUAAUUGACAGCAAGUGUGUUUUUUGCACUAUGUAAAUAUAGUACUGGUAAACGUCUUGUAACUAAUGUGAACAAAAAAACAAACAAAAAAACGGUUCAAUGAAGUACUUUUUUCAGCGUGUUCCUCGUCUUUAUAUGGAUAUUUAAGACUGUCUCCUUCAGACUGUACAUCACUAGCAACAUUGUUAGAGGCUGUUUCUCCUGUUAAUCCUGUUAUCACUCUUAACCUAUAUGAACGGAUGAUUAAUAUCAUUAAAAUGUUGUUUAAGUAAAUCA
This is a messenger RNA of Toxotes jaculatrix (banded archerfish), 5695 nucleotides long. It is a transcript of the gene secisbp2l, whose product is annotated as SECIS binding protein 2-like. Gene Ontology annotation, biological process: selenocysteine incorporation. The transcript is spliced from 18 exons. Lineage: Eukaryota; Metazoa; Chordata; Actinopteri; Toxotidae. Gene Ontology annotation, cellular component: ribonucleoprotein complex. The coding region runs from base 213 to 3494 and encodes 1093 amino acids. Gene Ontology annotation, molecular function: selenocysteine insertion sequence binding; mRNA 3'-UTR binding; ribonucleoprotein complex binding. The record is from RefSeq and is a predicted model, not a curated record.